Messenger RNA from Hypanus sabinus (Atlantic stingray), 4008 nucleotides. RefSeq names its product zinc finger protein 208-like. The transcript has 4 exons. Bases 646 to 4008 code for a protein of 1120 amino acids. NCBI's taxonomy places the organism in Eukaryota, Metazoa, Chordata, Chondrichthyes, Myliobatiformes, Dasyatidae. The record is from RefSeq and is a predicted model, not a curated record.
CAGGUAUGACCCCUAUCACCUUUAGCUAGACCGUUCUUCUAUGGUGGACUCGUCACCCAGGCAAGGGUGGACACACCCACAAGCCCCCACCGGCCUCGCUAUAAACACUUUAGACCUGCGGUGAGAGAUUUAUUGGAAGAAAAACCCACAACUGGAAGCAAACCACGACUGAAGACGAGGGAACAGCAGCAAGUGAACCAGCCCGAGGACUGAGAGCACCGACUGGAGAGAAACCCUUCUGACUCAGGGUUUCCAUUGAUUCAGUCAGGAGCAAGUCUGGUUAAAUAUGACAAGGAAUUUGUCUAUGGGAAUCUCGAACACAACACGCCAGUUUUGCUGUCUCUGUCCAGAUAUUUAGGAAGAGGAGCAAGGGAUUCACUCGAUCAUCAGAACAACUGGCGUGCCGGUCAUUUUACACGGGGGGAAUGCAUUCAUCUGCUCAGGCAGUGGGAACGGAUUCACUCGGUCAUUUCAACUGAAGGUACAUCAGCAAGUUCACACCGGACAAGGCCAUUCACCUGUUGUAAGUGUGAGAAGGGAUCUAGUCAGUUAUCCCACUUGUGGACACACCAGUCAGUUCACACUGGGCAGAGGCUGGUCAUUUGCUGAGUUUGUGGGGAAUGAAUCACUCGAUCAUCUAACCGAAUGGCACACCAGUCAGUUCACACUAGAGAGAGGCCAUUCACCUGCUCAGACUGUGGGAAGGGAUUCACUUGCUCAUCUAACCUGAAGGAACAUCAGAGAGUUCACACUGGAGAGAGGCCGUUCACCUGCUCAGACUGUGGGAAGGGAUUCAGUUCUUCGUCCCAUCUGAAGGUACAUCAGCGAGUUCACACUGGAGAGAGGCCGUUCACCUGCACAGACUGUGGGAAGGUUUUCACUUCUUUGUCCCAACUGAAGGUACAUCAGCGAGUUCACACCGGGGAGAGGCCAUUCUCCUGCUCAGACUGUGGGAAGGGAUUCACUUGCUCAUCUAAACUAAAGGAACAUCAGCGAGUUCACACUGGAGAGAGGCCGUUCACCUGCCUAGACUGUGGGAAGGGAUUCACUUGCUCAUCUGAAUUGAAGGGACAUCAGCGAGCUCAUACUGGAGAGAGGCCGUUCACCUGCUCAGACUGUGGGAAGGGAUUCAGUUCUUCAUCCCAUCUGAAGGUACAUCAGCGAGUUCACACUGGAGAGAGGCCGUUCACCUGCACAGACUGUGGGAAGGGAUUCACUUCUUUGUCCCAACUGAAGGUACAUCAGCGAGUUCACACCGGGGAGAGGCCAUUCUCCUGCUCAGACUGUGGGAUGGGAUUCACUUGCUCAUCUAAACUAAAGGAACAUCAGAGAGUUCACACUGGAGAGAGGCCGUUCAGCUGCCUAGACUGUGGGAAGGGAUUCACUUGCUCAUCUGAAUUGAAGGGACAUCAGCGAGCUCAUACUGGAGAGAGGCCAUUCACAUGCUCAGACUGUGGGAAGGGAUUCACUCGACCAUCCCACCUACAGCUGCACAGGUCUGUUCACACUGGGGAGCGGCCGUUCACCUGCUCAGACUGUGGGAAGGGAUUCACUCGACCAUCCCACCUACAGCUGCACAGGUCUGUUCACACUGGGGAGCGGCCGUUCACCUGCUCAGACUGUGGGAAGGGAUUCACUCGACCAUCCCACCUACAGCUGCACAGGUCUGUUCACACUGGGGAGCGGCCGUUCACCUGCUCAGACUGUGGGAAGGGAUUCACUUGCUCAUCUAAACUGAAGGAACACCAGCGAGUUCACACUGGGGAGAGGCCAUUCACCUGCUCAGACUGUGGGAAGGGAUUCACUUCUUCGUCCCAACUGAAGAUACAUCAGCGUGUUCACACUGGACAGAGGCCAUUCACCUGCUCAGUGUGUGGGAAGGGAUUCACUCAGUCAUCUAAACUGAAGGAACAUCAGAGAGUUCACACUGGGGAGAGGCCAUUCACCUGCUCAGACUGUGGGAAGGGAUUCACUUCUUCGUCCCAACUGAAGAUACAUCAGCGUGUUCACACUGGACAGAGGCCAUUCACCUGCUCAGACUGUGGGAAGGGAUUCACUCAGUCAUCUAAACUGAAGGAACAUCAGAGAGUUCACACUGGGGAGUGGCCGUUCACCUGCUCAGAAUGUGGGAAGGGAUUCAUUAAAUCAUCUCACCUACAGUUGCACAGGUCUGUUCACACCGGGGCGAGGCCGUUCACCUGCUCAGACUGUGGGAAGGGAUUCACUUGCUCAUCUAAACUGAAGAUACAUCAGCGAGUUCACACUGGGGAGAGGCCAUUCACCUGCUCAGACUGUGGGAAGGGAUUCAGUUCUUCGUCCCAUCUGAAGGUACAUCAGCGAGUUCACACUGGAGAGAGGCCGUUCACCUGCACAGACUGUGGGAAGGUAUUCACUUCUUUGUCCCAACUGAAGGUACAUCAGCGAGUUCACACCGGGGAGAGGCCAUUCUCCUGCUCAGACUGUGGGAAGGGAUUCACUUGCUCAUCUAAACUAAAGGAACAUCAGCGAGUUCACACUGGAGAGAGGCCGUUCACCUGCCUAGACUGUGGGAAGGGAUUCACUUGCUCAUCUGAAUUGAAGGGACAUCAGCGAGCUCAUACUGGAGAGAGGCCGUUCACCUGCUCAGACUGUGGGAAGGGAUUCAGUUCUUCAUCCCAUCUGAAGGUACAUCAGCGAGUUCACACUGGAGAGAGGCCGUUCACCUGCACAGACUGUGGGAAGGGAUUCACUUCUUUGUCCCAACUGAAGGUACAUCAGCGAGUUCACACCGGGGAGAGGCCAUUCUCCUGCUCAGACUGUGGGAUGGGAUUCACUUGCUCAUCUAAACUAAAGGAACAUCAGAGAGUUCACACUGGAGAGAGGCCGUUCAGCUGCCUAGACUGUGGGAAGGGAUUCACUUGCUCAUCUGAAUUGAAGGGACAUCAGCGAGCUCAUACUGGAGAGAGGCCAUUCACAUGCUCAGACUGUGGGAAGGGAUUCACUCGACCAUCCCACCUACAGCUGCACAGGUCUGUUCACACUGGGGAGCGGCCGUUCACCUGCUCAGACUGUGGGAAGGGAUUCACUCGACCAUCCCACCUACAGCUGCACAGGUCUGUUCACACUGGGGAGCGGCCGUUCACCUGCUCAGACUGUGGGAAGGGAUUCACUCGACCAUCCCACCUACAGCUGCACAGGUCUGUUCACACUGGGGAGCGGCCGUUCACCUGCUCAGACUGUGGGAAGGGAUUCACUUGCUCAUCUAAACUGAAGGAACACCAGCGAGUUCACACUGGGGAGAGGCCAUUCACCUGCUCAGACUGUGGGAAGGGAUUCACUUCUUCGUCCCAACUGAAGAUACAUCAGCGUGUUCACACUGGACAGAGGCCAUUCACCUGCUCAGUGUGUGGGAAGGGAUUCACUCAGUCAUCUAAACUGAAGGAACAUCAGAGAGUUCACACUGGGGAGAGGCCAUUCACCUGCUCAGACUGUGGGAAGGGAUUCACUUCUUCGUCCCAACUGAAGAUACAUCAGCGUGUUCACACUGGACAGAGGCCAUUCACCUGCUCAGACUGUGGGAAGGGAUUCACUCAGUCAUCUAAACUGAAGGAACAUCAGAGAGUUCACACUGGGGAGUGGCCGUUCACCUGCUCAGAAUGUGGGAAGGGAUUCAUUAAAUCAUCUCACCUACAGUUGCACAGGUCUGUUCACACCGGGGCGAGGCCGUUCACCUGCUCAGACUGUGGGAAGGGAUUCACUUGCUCAUCUAAACUGAAGAUACAUCAGCGAGUUCACACUGGGGAGAGGCCAUUCACCUGCUCAGUGUGUGGGAAGGGGUUCACUCAGUCAUCUGAACUGAAGGUACAUCAGCGAGUUCACACUGGGGAGAGGCCAUUCACCUGCUCAGACUGUGGGAAGGGAUUCACUAAAUCAUCUCACGUACUGAGACACCAGUCAGUUCAUACUGGCGAAUGGCCGUUCACCUGCUCAGACUGUGGACUGUGGGAAGGGAUUCACGUGCUCAUCUAA